AUGCGUUUAAUAACUGGCAUCAGCUUUACGGAACAGACCAGAACGUGCCGAGGUGGCUACGGAUGGAUCGUUGUUAUGGCGACGUUUGUUACGUAUUUUAUUGCCGAUGGAAUUUCGUUCAGCUUCGGCGUUUUGUUGCCUGUAAUCGAGGACCAAUUUCAUUGCAGUAAAAGCGAAAGUCCAAUCGUCGGAUCAAUAUAUUGGGGCGCGACUCAACUGGCCCGACCUCUGGCUAGCAGCCUCAUAGAAAGCCACGACUCCAGAAUCGUCGCUGUCAUAAGCGCGACAGUCAGUUUCAUUGCCAUUUUCAUCAGCAACUUUUCACCGUACCUGUGGCUGACGACGGUUACGUUUGAGCUGAUUGGCGGAACAGGUGUGAGCAUUUGCUACACUACUGGAAUGGUAGCCGUCGCACAGUAUUUCUGCCGGAAACGAGGGAUUGCCACUGGCAUGACGUUAGCGGGAAGUGGUUUCGGAACGGUUGCCCUCCCGCCUCUGGUAGGAUAUCUUUUGAACACUUAUCGCUGGAACGGAGCGGUACUCCUGCUAUCAGGAAUAGCCCUUGACAUGGUACUCAGCGCCUCACUGUUGCGAGAUCUGAGACAUUCUCCAGGUAUGCUACUUGUCCUUGGUCAGGUUGUAAUCACCAACUGCCUACGGUCGUGGUUUUGCAUAGGAAAACGACAGAAGACACCACCGCUAACGACAAAGUCUGCUACCUCAACCAGCGUUUUGGCAAAAAUGCUGCUUUCCCCUUUGCCAAUCUCUUUUGUUUCAGCACCCUCCAGCUUAGCUGCUGUACCUGUUUUGGCUAAGAAGUCUCAGUCAGAUCUUCGGAUUGUUCGCUUUUGGAUACAAAUUCCUUCAAACAGUCAAUCGUACUCAGUCCAGCCCUGACG
Soboliphyme baturini is the source of this 899-nucleotide messenger RNA. Lineage: Eukaryota; Metazoa; Nematoda; Enoplea; Dioctophymatida; Soboliphymatidae. The record is from the annotation of a GenBank genome assembly.